AAUGGAACUGCGUGAUUUUUUUAUGUAGCAAAUUAAUACCAAAAUCACAAACUAGGCAACUACGUCUAGAAAGAGCUGAGAGAGAGAGAGAGUGAGUUUUGUUAGAGAGAAAAUGGCGAGAUCUACGGUGGUGAUUGCGGCGGUUGUACUGGCUUUUCUAGUGGCGGUUCCGGUACCGGAAGUGACGGCCAAGAAAUAUUUAGUCGGAGACAAAAAGUUCUGGAACCCCAACGUUAACUAUGCCGCAUGGGUUCAGGGCAAACAUUUCUACCUCGGAGACUGGCUAUAUUUCGUGUUCUACAGAGACCAACACAACAUUCUUGAGGUAAGCAAGGCUGACUAUGAAAGAUGUAUCUCGGACCACCCACUACGAAAUUAUACACGUGGAGCUGGGAGAGAUAUUGUGCCUCUCAAUGAGACCAGAGCUUACUAUCUACUUGAUGGAAGAGGUGGCUGCUUUCACGGCAUGAAGCUUUCUGUUACUGUUGAGACGCCUCCUCCACCACCACCACCAAUGUAAUAAAAAUAUAUAUAUUACUCUAUGUAUCUCUAAGAGUUGUUUUGGAUUUGGCUCAAUUUGUUGGGCAAAUGUCGAUUUCGUACUAGAACUUGAUUAUGUUGCUUUUGUUGUAAUGCCAUGUUUUCAAUAUUAUAAUUAAUCUGUUUUUAUUAUAA
Molecule: messenger RNA, 675 nt
Organism: Camelina sativa (false flax)
Lineage: Eukaryota; Viridiplantae; Streptophyta; Magnoliopsida; Brassicales; Brassicaceae
Product: early nodulin-like protein 19
Cellular component (GO): plasma membrane
Molecular function (GO): electron transfer activity
Source: RefSeq, a predicted model, not a curated record